AUGGCUUUUGCUGACGAGUCUGAUUGUGAGCUCCCCAGCGAAGAUGAGGGGUUGCCCAUACCACAUCUGCUUGGUGUGGGAGAUCUGUGUGAAGACAGCCCAGCACUACCAGAAGAGGAUUCGAUAGAUGACCCAUUGGAAGGGUUGGACCUGGAGUUGCCAUCGGAGGUAGAGGAAGAGCCAGCCACGUGCCCUCAAGAAGAAUGCUGUAAACACAACUGCCUUUUGCACUUCAACGCUAGUCUCAAUGCAAAGCGCCAGCAGCUAGAAUGGCAGCGCAAGCUGCUGUCUUGGAGCCGUUCAGAAGGCCCUGCUUGGCAGUUCUUUGGCGUGAAGAUGUGCUUCCGUGCUUUUGUAGCCACUACUGGCAUCAGCAAGCGUAAGUGUCAGAAGUUCCUGCUGGCGAUUACCAACGGCCACAGUGAACCCCCAGAGGAUGGCCGGUCCUUGAGAAGCGACCGCGACAUGCCGAAGCGGGACCAUGCCCGGGUCUUUUUUCAAUGGAUCUACAAUCACCUAGCCGAACCUUUAGCUGAGGGUGAGGCAGAGCCAGAGGCUGAAUCAUCGACAGAGUGGGCCGACGAGUUCUCCUACUGGGUGCAGGGCCGGGGGGAAAGUUCAGAGAAUCCUGUGGCGUGUGUUCGCAUCUCAAAGUAUCGCCGGGAUGCCAGAACAGAGGCUGAGAAGCAAGCAUUCACUGCAGCGGCGAAUGAACACAAACAAGGUGUCUUCAGGGAUCGGGCUGCUGGCCGGAGGUUGAUGAUCCUUUCCGAAAGCGCUACAUGCCAGGAUACCUCCUAUGACCCUGCCCAUUCCAUCCUGUAUAUUAGCCUGGAUGGCAUGGACCAGGAGUUUGCACAGUGCGUCCGCAACAAUGUCCAGCCGGCGAGAACUCGGGAGAUGCAUGUGGAAUGCAUCAAUGCCUUCCACAAUUGGCAAGAGUAUCUCCAGCCCUUGAAUGUCUCAUUGAGUGGGCUGGCUAUCUUAGAACACGAGCCAGAUGUCAACUUUUCCUUCCGCUUUGUCUGCAGAGGUGAGCUUCGCAAGUAUCAGGGUUUUGAGAAAUGGAUGGCAAUGGAAGAUGGUGAGCAGGACCUUCAUCCUCAGGACCUUGCUGUGGCACCACAGGAUGGCGAGCUGGGCAAUGAUUCAGAUGUGUUCUUGCUUUGCAAGCAUUUCAUGCAUUCCAGUUGCUUGACACAAAAGCCUACAUUACUCCUCCCUGUGUCGCGCUUGGGAAAUGUGGGCCUGCAACCUACUCAAACUAUAUCGCGGAACAAGCUGUCUGACCGUCAGUUGGCUGAGUUCCGGAAGACAGCCCGCCAGAUUGCAGAACCGCCGUGGUCUUUGCUACGAGCGUCAGACUACCUGAAUCGGUUGUGUGAUGACAAUGCUAGUGAAAAGGUUCAUGAUCCCCCGCCGCUGGAAAUCGAUGGGUUUCAGGCUUUGAGAGACCGUGCAGACCCACCAGAGGACUUGCUCAAUUUCGCACCAGGCACUCCGAGAAAGGCUCCUGCAGAGGCAGCAAUGGAACCGCCUCCUGGAGCCCUGGAAGCAGAAGCGCCUCCUGUUCCUCCUGCCCCACGGCCAGCUCCCAAAAGAGGAUUGAAACGUCCAGCAGCUGCUCCACCUAGAGGGCCUGCAGCAAAAGCUGCCGCUGCUGCUCCUGAGCCAGGACAGCCUUCUGGCGAAGCUCCUGCUGCGCCAGGAGAAGGCAAGUUUUCGCAAUACUUUUUGUCGCCUUGCAGGAGAAAGUUUGUUGCACCAAGUUUCAUUUUGGCCCUGAAUUUGCUUCUUCUCAGCUUGCUUCAUGCGUGGCUCGCUGAGGAUGAUGAUAUCGCUUUCUUGACCACGCCGCGGCAGGAUGUCAAGCGUGCUUUGAAGUUCAGCCCUAAAUCUCAUUCUGCUUCCAAAAUGGGCCAUGGUCGUGCACGCCUGGUUGGGCCAAGGCGUGUCCCGCAGGUGUCCAAGAAGGUGGUCAAGCCAAAACAACAAUCGAAGAAGGCAACCUUGCCUUCAAAGAAGGAUGAGCAGAUUGACACAGCUGCAUUGGACCUUGCUUUGUCGGUUCUGAAGCAGCCCAGGAAGGACAUCACACCUCAUGAUGUGAUGGAACUGUAUAGCCGUCCACGGCUCGUGCCCAUGGCAGAAUCUAUGGGGCUGACAGGCAGCCUUUCCCUGGACAUCGUCCAUGGGUGGGAUGCAUUGAAGCCAGAGCAUCAAACCAUCGCCUCUCAGCUGCUUUCCAAGGUGACACCGAAGUUUCUGAUGACUUCGCCGCCUUGUACCUACUUCUCAGCGUUGAUGGAACUUUGGAACUUCAAGAAGAUGAAAGCUUCUGAGAAACGCCGCAGGAAGAAAGCCGCUGUGGCCAUGGUGGAGCAGGCUGUGGACAGCUGCUUGGCCCAGCAUGAUGCUGGGAGGCUUUUCGCUUUCGAGCACCCCAACAAUGCCACGUCCUGGAAGAUUACGAGCCUGAAGCGCAAGAUGGCUACUCCAGGAACCUAUACCAUCUCAUUUGAUCAAUGCUCAGUGGGCCUGGUGUCUCCAAUGGGAGAACCCAUCCGCAAGCGCACGCGGCUCUGGACCAAUUCACCCAGCAUUCGGGACUUGUUUGAAUCCAAGCAAUGUGCCUGCAUUUGCGAUCACCGGAGGAUCGAAGGAUCCCAGUGUGGAUUCAGCCUUUCGAAGUGGGCGCAAACCUAUCCACCCAAGAUGGUGAAAUGUUUGAUCCAGGGCGCAUCCAAAGAUAUGCCCUAA
This is a messenger RNA of Durusdinium trenchii, 2760 nucleotides long. The record is from the annotation of a GenBank genome assembly. Lineage: Eukaryota; Dinophyceae; Suessiales; Symbiodiniaceae.